AUGCUCUCUUCCACCGACCCAGCGCUCUCUUCCAUAUGCGGCUUCGUCAGCAUCGACCACCGCCUUUCGCCACACCCGGAGUUCCCUCAGGACCCUGCCACGACUCCGAGACAGGCCCUCCGCAACGCAAGACACCCUGACCACCUUGUCGACGUGUACUCGGCGCUCGCCUUUGCGCAGCAAGAGUACGACAUCGAAGGCAACUAUAUCCUCAUUGGGCACUCGUCCGGUGCCACGAUGGCUUACCAGCUUCUUAUGGGAUAUGCAGCGCUGCACGGCCAUGUGACCGGCUUGCGCAUCCAUCUCCCGGCUGCCAUUGUUGGCAUUUAUGACAUAUAUGAUCUCGUCGGCCUCAAUGACAGGUAUGGAGGAGAUUAUGCGGGAUUCCUCGAUGGUGCGUUUGGAGCGGAUCGGAAAGUGUGGCGGAAGAUUUCCCCGAGCUGCUUUCCAGGUGACUUAAAGACCGCUGGCGAAAUAGUAAACCAGUCUGCUGGCGUCCCGUACACAAUCUUGGCGGAUUCUCCCGGAGACAUGCUUCUGGACAGCCCAGAGGUAGAGGUGACGAAAGCAAAACUCACAAAGGACGCCAUAAAAGUUGACGUGGUGGACAAUUUGGUGGGGGACCAUGACUUUGUCUGGAAGGAAGCCUCGCAGGUGGCGCAGCUUGUAUCGCGGUGCGUCAAGACCCUGGAAGCCCGACAACCCGGCACCGGCAAGUCGUAG
Molecule: messenger RNA, 723 nt
Organism: Akanthomyces muscarius
Lineage: Eukaryota; Fungi; Ascomycota; Sordariomycetes; Hypocreales; Cordycipitaceae
Exons: 1
Coding region: 1-723 (240 amino acids)
Source: RefSeq, a predicted model, not a curated record